AUGGCACCUAUCAACAACAAUGAAGCCUCCAAGCCUAUUGACGUCGUCAUCAUUGGCUCCGGACCCGCAGCACACACCGCCGCAAUCUACCUCGGCCGUGCCGAGCUCAAGCCCGUUUUGUACGAGGGUUUCCUUGCAAAUGGCACUGCCGCCGGGGGCCAAUUGACUACUACUACCGAUGUCGAGAACUAUCCCGGAUUUCCCGACGGUAUCGGUGGCACCAAGUUGAUGGAGCAGAUGCGCGCUCAAUCUGAGCGUUUCGGUACCAAGAUCAUCACUGAGACUAUCUCCAAGCUCGACCUCUCCAACCGUCCGUUCAAGCUCUGGAACGAGGGUAAUGAAAAUGGAGAGCCCAUUCUGGCUAAAACGAUUGUCCUUGCGACGGGUGCCUCUGCGCGCCGCAUGGAACUCCCCGGCGAGGACAAGUACUGGCAGAAUGGUAUUAGUGCAUGCGCCGUGUGCGACGGCGCAGUGCCCAUUUUCCGCAACAAACCGCUUGCGGUUGUGGGCGGUGGCGACUCUGCUUCAGAAGAGGCAACGUACCUGACCAAAUACGCUUCCCACGUAUACGUCCUUGUCCGCCGUGAUCAGCUGCGUGCUAGCCAGAUUAUGAGCAAUCGCUUGCUCAACCAUCCUAAGGUGACUGUGCUUUUCAACACUAUUCCUAUCGAGGCCAAAGGGGAUGGCGAGCUCCUGACGACUGUUGUCACCAAGGACACCCAGACGGGCGAAACCAAGGAUCUCGAAGUAAAUGGCCUGUUCUAUGCAAUUGGCCACGUUCCCGCAACGUCGAUUGUCAAGGGCCAGUUGGAUAUGGACGAAGAAGGCUAUGUAAAGACUAACCCAGGCACGUCGCUGACGUCUGUGAAGGGCGUAUUUGCUGCUGGUGAUGUGCAGGACAAGGUCUACAGACAGGCUAUUACAUCCGCUGGCACUGGCUGUGCGGCUGGUCUGGAAGCAGAAAGGCUACUUGCUGCAGAGGAAGUCCUUUGA
Messenger RNA from Malassezia vespertilionis, 993 nucleotides. RefSeq lists its product as uncharacterized. The transcript has a single exon. The coding region runs from base 1 to 993 and encodes 330 amino acids. The record is from RefSeq and is a predicted model, not a curated record. Gene Ontology annotation, molecular function: thioredoxin-disulfide reductase (NADPH) activity. Gene Ontology annotation, cellular component: cytoplasm. Gene Ontology annotation, biological process: removal of superoxide radicals. Lineage: Eukaryota; Fungi; Basidiomycota; Malasseziomycetes; Malasseziales; Malasseziaceae.